AUGAGUAAGAAAAAGGGACAGCCACAUAUAUUUGAAAAUCCAAUAUAUCAGCAAAUCCCUUUCCAAUCAUUCAUUCCAUUACCUAAGAUUCCAAAGAAAAUUCCUACAGAUGCUGAAGUAGAUGAGAAAUUUAACGAAAUGCUUAAUGAUUUAGAUACUCGCAAAGAACGUAGAGAAUUAUUUUUAUCUAUGCCUAUUCAGAAGAAAUGGGAGAUUUAUGUAGACCAAGCUGUUCAAGAUUCACAAACAGCAUCUCCUGAAUACUUAUUCCAAUGCUUGCAACUUUUGCCUUCUGCUGAAGUUUUGCAAUACAUUGCGAAAUAUGUAACAAAAGGGCGUGUUUCCUUCAUUGAGCGCUUAAUGAAUUUAGCAAUUCACAAACAUCUUUUAUCUUUACUUUCCGAUAUAUCAAAAGCAUAUUCAAUUCAUCCAGAUUUGCCAGCUAAUGAAGUCCGUUCUGGAAUUCUUGCUUGCCUGAGAAAUCUAGCAAAUACAAAAAGAGGUAGCAAUGCUGUUCUUGCCAUUUCGGAUGUAAUUCCCAUUGUUGUAUCAUCAAUGAAUGCUAAUGUUGCAAGAUCCUUUGAAUAUACUUUCGAAAUUCUUGUUUUAUUCACAUUUACAGAUAAUCCUUCCAUUGACCGUAUGAAUAACCUAAAUACUGCUUUGGAAUGCAUUGAAAAGUCCAACGGCGGCUGGAAAUGCAUCGCUGAUGAAUUAGCGGUCAGACCUGCUCGUCAAUUCCUUGUCUCGUUGACAUCUUUCCUCAAAGCUGCUUUGCUUUUCUCAUUGUCUAAGCAACACCAAACCAGAAUCGCACUAGUUCUUAAUAUCGUCAAUUCCGGAAUUUAUAAUUCUCUCGUAAACUUUAACGCAGAUCCGAAAGAUCCGAUCGGCGAGUUAAUUCAACAGAUAGCCUCAAAGGUUCAGCAAGAUUUACAAGCUCUUUCGACUUAUUACGCAAAUAAUACAAUAAUCAAUCCAUUCAGUACGAAAUCAAUCGUAAACUACCUCAAAGAUCUUACAGAACCAUCGUACUUAUUCAGAUCUUUACUUCUUUCAUUAGCAGAUAUCUCGAUGAAUUAUCCGAAAUUUAAGAACCCUGUUUUCAUUUACAUUACUAAUUUCAUGAUUAUUCUUCGAUUCUACCUUUCCCAGAACGAUACUUCGAAGCUUAACUACGCAAUUUCGAUUGCAUCGAGUAUUACUCAUCCAAUUCAAGUUCCUUUGAUUGGAAACACCUUCACGAAGAGACCACUCCACGAGAAGCUCUACGAAGACUCAUAUUUCGUUCCAGACAAAGAGCUCGGCAGCAUUUCUUUGGCCAAAUACUUAGAUUCAUCAAUUGAAUCACAAAAACCGUCGGAAUCAGAUGACGAUGGCAAGAUUUUGACGAACAAAGAAGCCAAGAAGAUGUUUGAAGAUGUUAGGGAGAAGCUCGAGGAACAAAUAAGAACAAAGGAAGAUGAGUUGAGAGCCAUCAAACAGAGCUACAAGAAAUUGCAAGACCAAAUUGAAGAAAAAACAAAAAUUGAAGGAGAAAAAGAAGAAAUGAAGAAAGAAAACGAAGAUCUCAAGGCCAGAUUGAAGACAGCGGAAUCAACAAUCGUUAUUCAAAAGGCUGCUGCUGAGAGCUACACAUCAAGAGUCAAUGAUCUCCAACAGAAAUUGGCUGAAUACGAAUCAAAACUUCAACAACAAAUUUCUGCCAAUGAAGAAAAAAUUAAAAAUCAAGAAAAUGAAAAAGUGACACUUUCUCAGAAAUUGAAAGAACAAGAAGAAGAGAGUAGGAAGAUCAUAGAAAGCUUACAAUCACAAAGCAAAGACUUGCAGAAGAUGAAUAACGAAAUGCAAGUUAAUUUGCAAAAUGAGAUUUCAAUUUUGAAGUCAAAACUCACCGAAUCCAACCAGAAAUACGAAACUCUCGAACAGAAGUCCUCCAACGAAAGCGACAGAACUGCUUCCGCUCUCCAAGAACUAAAGACACAAAAUAAAAAUUUGGAAAGUGACAUUGAAAAUUUGACAUCCAAAUUGAAUGAAAUCACAAAACAGAACGAAAUGAAGUCAAGAGAAAUCGAGAGAUUGAACGCCGACAUUGAACAAGAGAAGUCCAAAUACAAGGAGCAGAUUGACCAGAAACAGAACCAAAUUGAUCAACAAUUUGCGAUGUUAAACGAUCUCAAACAACAAAUUGACCAACAGAAGCAAAUGAACGAAGAAUUGAACAUCAAGUCACAGAGAUUAGUUGAAACUAAGUCUUCUGAAUACUCCGAUCUUUCCAAACAACUCGAGGAACUCCAGAUAAGAAACAAAGAACUCGAAGAAUCAAAGAAAGUUUUGCAUUCUGAUUUGCUUCAAAAACAACAGUCAAUUAAACAGGAAAAGGAACAGGAAAUCGAACAGAUCACAAACCAGUUGAAGAAUGUCAAUAUCUCUCUUGAAAACUCAUUGAACGAGAAAUCGCAACUCGAAGAACAAUUGAAAUCUAAAGAAACAAAAUUCAAUGAACUCAAAGAAAAAUUGAAUACUUCCAUUGAAAAUUUGAGAGAAGAAAACGAAACACUUAAAGAAGAGAUCAACAAAUUGCAGACAACGACAGCUGAUGAGAAGACAACAUUGUUACAAUCAUUUAAUGCUGAAUCAGAGCCAUUGAGGCAAAAGAUUAAUCAACAAAACCAAAUUAUCACAAAAUUACAAAGAGAAAACCAACAACUCCAAAACAAGAUGGAAGAACAAACACAGUUGUUACUUACUGAGUUCAAUAACCAGCGCCAGAAUGACCAGAAAGAACACGAAAUCAUUGUAAAGAAGUUGAAUGACGAAUUACAACAAAAACAACAAAUUUACAAUGAAGAAAAAUCGGUUUUGGAGUCAACAUUCAGCCAAGAGAAGCAGAACAUGUUGUUGCAAUCCAAGCAACAGAUAAACCAGAUCAUCUUGCAGAACCAAAGCGAAAAAGACCAAUUAACAACAAAUUACGAAAACAAGAUUAAAUCAAUUAUGGAACAAAACGAAAAUGAGAAGCAAAUCAUCAUAAACAACCAUAAUAUCGCUCUACAAACAACAUACAAUAACUAUCAGAGCGAAAAAGACCAACUUGUCAAGAAAUUUAAUGAUGAUAAGAAUAAUUACGAACAAACAAUCAAAGAACUCAAACAAAAAGUUGACCGACAGGAGAACAACAACAAGAAUCAAGCAUAUGAACUUCAAACAGCUCAAAAGGAACUUGAAAAGCAAAUUAAUAAAUACAAUCAAGUUGUCGAUGAAGCAAACAAUCGCCAGGAGAAGUUAAUUGGUCAUAUCAACAAAUACAAAGAUGCUGUUAAAGAAAGAGACGAAGAACUCCAAAACAGAGAAAAUAUAAUCGACCAAUUAAACAAUGAAAUCAAGAAACGUGACAAUUUGAUACAAACUCGUGAAAAAGAAUACAAACAGAACUUGAAGGCUUAUGAGAAGACAAACAACGAGUUGAAUGUUAAAGUACAGACAUUGAAUGAUAAUUUGUAUCAAGAGAAACAAGAGAAAGAACAAAUCAAAGUCCAAAUGGCCAAAAACAAUGAAGAAAAUCAAAAAUUGUUCGAAAAGAAAGAACAAGAAUUAAACAAGAAGAUUAAUGAUUUAAUGGUACAAGGAACAGAUAUGAAUGAGCAGAUUAUCAAGCAGUUGAACUCUGAGAAAGAAAACAGCCAUAAUUUGCAAGAGAUAAUCAAUAAACAAAGUAAAGAACUCGAUGAUCUCAAAGUUGUUCAAAACAAUUUAGUUUCUGUUUCUAAAGAAAAUGAAGGACUGAAAAGUGACAAAGAAAAUCUGACAACACAAGUCAAUAGUUUAGAGCAGAAAUUGACGAACGAAGAAGAGAAAGUCAAAGAGCUCGAGGAAUCCCAGAAACAAAAAGAAAAAGAAUACCAGAGAUUGUCAGAAAAGUACGAUAAAUUGAAAGACCAUGCAAUUAAUUUGAGAGAACAACUUGAGAACAUCGAGAACAACUCGAAUGAGAGCAACAACAAACUCAACGAAAAGAUCAAUUUACUCAAUGAAGAAAUUAGUAAAUUGUCUAAUGAAAACUCUCAACAAAAUAACCUUAUUCAAGAACAAAAAGUGUCAAUUUCUCAGACCACUUCACAACUCAAAGAAUUUGAAGCCAAGAACGAAGAUCUCAACAACAAAUGCAACAAGUAUGAAGAAGAAAACAAUACUUUGAAGCAGAAAUUGACAAGUGAAGUCAAUAAUUCAAAUUCUUUGUCAGAAAAACUUUCUGAACUCACUUCACUUCUUGAUAAUUCGAAGCAGAAUCAUCAGAAUGCACAAUCCAAGUACGAUGAAUUAGUUAAUUCUUCUAAUUCUCAGAUUAAAGAUUUGACUGAGAAAUUGAAUGAAGAAAAAGCUAAAAAUGAUUCAGCAAACAACAAACUCAAUGAUUUAACAAAGCAGAAUGAAGAAAUCUCUGCUAAGUUAUCUCAUUCUGAAUCAGAAUUAUCUUCUGUCAAAGAAGAAAAUAAUAAAUUACAAAGUGAAGUGACCACUUUAAGAACAACCAAUCAAAACAACGAAAACAAACUCCAAGAGAAGGAGAAAGAGCUUUCUGAUGUUAAAGAAUCGAUGGCUAAACGUGAGAAAGAGCAGAGUGAAGUCAUUUCUCAGUUGAUGAAGUCUGCAGACGCCGAUUCCAAGUUAAAUCAAGCAAUUGAAGAUUUGCAACAGAUGCAGAAAUCCAAUGCAGAAAAGGACAAAAUCAUUUCUGAUCAGCAGAAGAAGAUCGAAGUGAUUGUUCCUCUUCAGUUGCAAAUGACGAACUUGCAGAGAGAGAAAGAAGAACUCAACGCAAAUCUCGAGAACACAAAGAACGAACUCAAGGAGAAAACUAAAGAACUCAACGAAGUAAAUGAAAAACUCUCCAAGAGAUCGAAAGAAAUUGUUCAAUUAAGAGAUGAAGUCAACCAAAAGACAGUUGAAAUCUCUUCUUUGAAUGACUUAGUUCAUAACCAGAACCAAGUCAACGCAAAGCUCGAAAACACAAAGGCAAAGUUGCAGGAGAAAGAAGAAUUACUCGAAAUUUCGCAGAAGAAAUUGAGAGAAAUUUCAUCGUCAAAUGAAACAUUCAAAGAAAAUUUGAAUGCUUUACAAACAGAAAACGAGCAACUGAAGAAAGAGAACUCCGAAAACUCCGAGAACAUCCGCAAGCUCAACGAGCAGAUUUCAACAAUCAACAGACAAAACGAAGACAAAUUGUUGGAACUCAAACAUAAUAAUGAUGCUUUACAAAAUACGAUACAAAACGUGACAUCAAAGAAUUCACAACUUGAAGCAGAUGUCCAAAACAAAGAGAAGGAGUUGCAGAGAUUGAAUAACUUGGUAACAGAGAUCUCCGGAGAGCUUAAAUCCAAAGAAAACAAGGCAGAAGACCAGAAACAACAGCAAAACUCAAUUUUGUCUUCUAAAGAACAAGAAAUCAAACAACUCAAGGAAGAAAUCAACCAGUUGAACUCUAACUCAGAGAAACUCGUUCAGAACUAUAAUUCUAAAUUGGAAGAAUCUGAAAAGAAGAUUAACAAACUUAACCUUAAACAUGGCGAAGAAGUCACUUCACUUAACACGAAACUCCAACAAAUUUCAAGUGAAAACAAGAAGAUUUCACAAGAAAAGACAAGUUUGGAAGAAGACAAGACCAAUUUAUCCAAAGAAAAUGAAGAAUAUAAGUCACAAUUACAAGAUUUGAAGAAGAAACUUGAAGAAUUAAACAACACAAUUUCUGAUAAAGAGAAAGAAAUAAACGACCUCAAAUUACAUGUUGUAGAAACAACAGAAGAAAAAGGUACACAAGAAGUUGCUGAAGAAGAGGAAGAAGUUGGAGAAAUGGCACCUCUUAAACCAGUUUCAAACAAUCUCCCACCGAAACCAAUGAGAAAUCUCCCAUGGAAUACAAUUGACGACAAAAUCUGCCAUGGAACAAUUUGGGCAGCAGUUGACGAACCAUCAAUUGAACAGUCCAAACUCGAACUCAGCUUCGGAGAUGACAAAGCGAGAAUUGAAUUUGUCGACCAAGUCAAGGCCAAAUCCAUUGACAUCAUUCUCAUGCAGAUGAAGAGAAAUCCACAGGAAAUUGCGGAUGGUAUCAAACAACUCGCAAACUGGCUUCCUGAAGACCAGUUGACAGCAUUGAAAGCGAUCCUUCCAUCAGAAGAAGAGAAGAAACAAGCGCUUUCAUACAAAGGAGACAUAAAACGUUGUGGACCAGCAGAACAAUUAAUGAUUUUGUUGUCACAAAUCGAUUCAUUGGAGUUGCGAAUCAACUUCAUGAUCACAUUGCGAAAUUACAAAGAUAAAGUCCAGAAAUACGACACUCCUCUUAUCUCGACACACAUUGGCUUCACACAGUUGAAAGCUUCACCAAAACUGAGAAAGAUCUUGUCAAUUAUUUUGCAGAUCGGAAACUUCGUCAACGGCGGAACUCCUAAAGGAGGCGCACAUGGAUUCAGCCUUGAUACAUUCUCAAGAUUGAGGACAUACAAGACUAACAAAGGUGAUUCAUGUGUUAACUUCAUUGCACAACAAUUGGAACAAGAUCAAGCCGAUUUCGUCGAAGAUUUCAAGGAAUUGAUCAAUAAUUCAUCAUUCAAUGUUGAUGCUCUUUCUCAAACAUUGAAUAAAAUGAACAAGAACAUCCUUGAGUGCUUGCUCGAAAUGCCUAAGGCAGAGGCCAAAGUAAUUGAAGGAGAUUUGUUCUUCCCGAAGUUCAUGGAAUUCUACGGUGAAUCAAGAACGAAAUUGGAAGAAAUUUCUGGAUUGUGCAAGACUGUCGUAAGAGAUUUCAGAAAGGCAAAGAAGAUGUUCGGAGAGGAUGAAGAGGAAACAUUGUCUGAGUUCUGCUCAAAGUUCACUUCGUUCCAGGAAGAGCUAAAGGAGUCAAUCUCAACAUCAAAGCGCAGAAGCAGCGAUGUGGAGAACGCCCAGCAACAGGGAGGAGCUCCUUCUGCUCCAGCUGGAGACUCCGAAAGAGGUGUCUUGGAUAACUUGAUGGCAAACUUACAGACUCCAAAGAAGAAAGGUUUCUUCGGUCUCUUCAGAUAA
Molecule: messenger RNA, 7065 nt
Organism: Trichomonas vaginalis G3
Lineage: Eukaryota; Parabasalia; Trichomonadida; Trichomonadidae
Product: formin homology 2 family member family
Exons: 1
Coding region: 1-7065 (2354 amino acids)
Biological process (GO): actin cytoskeleton organization
Molecular function (GO): actin binding; small GTPase binding
Source: RefSeq, a predicted model, not a curated record